Messenger RNA from Trichomonas vaginalis G3, 2790 nucleotides. RefSeq names its product cilia- and flagella-associated protein 58-related family. Bases 1 to 2790 code for a protein of 929 amino acids. The transcript has a single exon. Lineage: Eukaryota; Parabasalia; Trichomonadida; Trichomonadidae. Gene Ontology annotation, cellular component: cytoskeleton. The record is from RefSeq and is a predicted model, not a curated record.
AUGACUGAAAAGGAGUUUGAUGAACCAGGAGACGAUUUAGAACAGUUUGAUGAACUGGAGAAAAACUUCCAAAAAGUCGUCUCAGAUCUAGUUGCUGAUCAAAAUUUAACAACUUUUAGGGCAGAAUACGAAAAAUUACAUCAAAGUCUUGUUAAAUCGCAUAGUGAAAACUUAGUAUUAAUUGAAAAAUGCAGACAAUUAAAUAACGAUAUUCUUGCAAAUGCUAAUAAAGUUUCAUCUGUUAUGCAACUCAGCCAAAGUGAUCAAAGAACAAUUGCAGGCCUUAAACACGAAUUUGAAAAGGCUUGGUCACUCGUCGAGAUUUCUCAAGAUAAGGAGCAAAAGAGUAAGGAUGUUAUUGAGAGUUUAAAGGCAGAAGUUGCAAAAUUAUCGAGAUUAGUUGAACAAGGAAGUUCGUUAGCUUUUACUCAAGAAACUUCACUUAACGAAACAGAACAAGCUGUGAAAGUACUUAAGUCAGAUAUACAAAAUCAAGGCAUGCAGCUCGAACAAAUGAAAAAAGAACUUGAAGAUCGAAAACAAGUUACAGAAACGAUAUUAGCUGAUACAGCUAAAUUAAAAGAAGAAUUUAAUACGCUUUCAACUGAUUCUGCUGAGGCAAAAGCAAGCGAGCAAGAAGUUGCCCAAAAAAUCGAACAAAUUCAUAAAGAUCUUAACGAUAUUAAACAACAAAUCAAGCAAUCCAAUCAAACAAUUACAGAUAAUAUUAAUUUAAUCAAACAAAAGAAAGAUGAUAACGAAAAUCUUAAAAAUUAUUUCUAUUCGACAAAAAGUGCUCUGAAAGUUAAUCAAGAGGAUCUUGAUAACUUAAGGAGUGAAAUUGCAGUUCGAAAAACAUUACUUGAUAAUAAUCGAACUAAAAAUGACAAAACACAAGCAGAUUUAGUUUCAACGAAGCAAGCAAUUGAAUCAACGAAGACAAAAUUCGAAGAAACAAAUAAAGAAUUACAAGGAAUUGCUGAAGAAACAGCACAAAUGCAAAAUAUGUUAAAUAACGAAAAAGGAAUAUUCCAAGACCUUAUCAACCAAAAGAAACAAAAUCAUAAACGAAUUGCUGCUUGCCAACAAGAAAUCAUCCUCAGAACAACAGAUUUAAAUCAAAUCCAAAAUAAUAAUAACAUCGCGAGAAGAACUAUUGAAAAUGUACGUUCAGAACAUCAUAAACUCAUUGAAAGUAACAUAGAAGAAGUACAUGAAACAGCAUUUGUCGAAAAUCAAAAUUCAAUUUUGUUAAAUCAAGCAAUUGACAUCAAAAUUGACACUCAUAACCUCAGAGGUGAUGUUAUUCAGAUCCAGAAAGAUAUUGAAGACUAUCAGAUUAAAACACAAGCUGCAAGAUCCAAUUUACUUCAAAUUCACGAAGAAGUUACAAAUCGUGAAAAUCAAUUGAGUGAAAAGACAAUACAACUUGCCGGAAUAAACGAAAACAUUAAGCAUCAAGCAUCAAUUACAGAAUCAAUUAAAAAUGAUCGUGAUCUUGUUCACAGAUUACUUCAAACUGCGAUGUCUGAUAACACAGAACUUUCCGAAGAAACAAAAGCUCUUAAUCUUGGAAUACAACAAUUGAAAACAGAUAUCAGAGAAAAGGAUGAAUUAUGUCUAUCAACACAUAUUACUCAGAAAACUCUUGGUGAAUCAUUGAUACAGUUAACAAAAGAAAAGAAUGAACUCGCACAACAAGUUGCUGACAUUGAUUCUCAAAAUACAGAAUUAAGAAAUCAUAUACAGAAAUCUAGAUAUCUUUUAUCACAAACAGAGCUCCAAAACAUGAAACAACAACAAGUUAUAAAUGACUUGCAGUCAAUCAAAUACUCUCUCAAUGAAAGUGUAACUAAGAAAUCAUGUGAAAUCACAGAUAUUCAUGAAAAAAUUUAUUUACUCAAUGGUGAACUCAAAACAGGUUCUCUCGCGUUCAAAAACAAAAUAGAAACAAUUGAAAACUUAAAGAAGGAACUCAUUCGUGAAGUAAAACGUCAUCAGUUUUUGUUAGAUAGCGUUCAACAUUCAAAAGCACUUUUCAAAGAACACAUUCAAUUAACAAAAGCACUUUUGAUGGAACAAGGCAAAUGCAGAGCUUUAGAAGACGAAUUAGAGAGACCAAUGAACAUCCACAGGUGGAGAUUCUUAGAAGGCACGAAUCCUGAUUUGCUACAGUUAUUUAAGAUGUCAAUGGAACUGAAGAACAAAUUGAUGGAGAAAUUAUACGCUUUGCAAAGAAUAAACCUCAAGAGAGAUAAAGCUAAAGAAGAUCUUGAUAAACAAGAGAAACAUUAUAAAUGGGCUUAUACAGGAAAUAUCAAUGAAGAAAUGAAUUAUCUGAAUAAUGUUUUGAAAGCAAAGAAUCAGCAAUUUAACGAGAUUUCUAAUCAAGUUGCUUUAGGCCAAUCAAGUGUUGAUGAACAGAAAGGAGUUGUCCUUAAUUUAAGAGAAAUGUUGAGAGAAGAAAAGUCCGGUUAUUACGACAUGAAAAAGAAAGUUGAUGUAAUUAGAGCUUCCACUGUUAAAGGCUCAAGAAAUGCUCAAAGUGAAUUAUCAAGAGAACCUAAGUCUGCAGAAGUAAGGUUCGUUGGAGGUGGUUUCUCUGUUUCACAGAUGCCUUCUCAACAACCUGAUGUAAAACCUUUAACAGCAAAAUCUGGAUUUUCACCCCAUAUUUUCGCUCCUUCUAGACCAAAGACUGUUAUGAAGAAGAAAUUACCAAGCGGUUGGAACCCACAGAGAGCUCAACUUCAGCCUUUCUUACCAACUGUUUCUGGACCAAAUGUAUAA